Messenger RNA from Acanthochromis polyacanthus (spiny chromis), 2409 nucleotides. Its product is annotated as neurturin. Gene Ontology annotation, molecular function: glial cell-derived neurotrophic factor receptor binding; receptor tyrosine kinase binding; growth factor activity. Lineage: Eukaryota; Metazoa; Chordata; Actinopteri; Pomacentridae. The record is from RefSeq and is a predicted model, not a curated record. Bases 428 to 1093 code for a protein of 221 amino acids. The transcript has 4 exons.
CAAAUACUGCGUUUGUUUAGAAAAGAGCAGGAAAAGUCAGAGUUCCAUCCCAUGGGAAUCGGCGCUGUGGAGCGUUCCUGUGUUCUACGUUAUGUAAAGAUGUAGUCAACACUCUGGGGAUUUUAAUGCAACACGGAGGGAUCAUGUGAUGGAGGAGUGACACGCACACAUCGGUACGCGGAACUUCACGGCCCACCUGUCUGUCCUGCAGCGGGACAGCAGCUCCUGUCAGCAGGAUCCGCCGCACAGCAGCGCUGCGCUCACAUCUCCGUGCGUCCAGCCAUGAGCAGCACCGCGCUACGGACUGCGCCACUAUGGCACACAGAGUAACCCGGACAGCACCGCAGGACCCCGCAGACAGGCUCCGAGCCGGUGUGGAUUACCACAGAACAGGGACGCCUGUACUUUGUUUGUGACAUUCACGUCCAUGACCGGGAGGACGAGCAAACUCGGCAAAGAUGGAAAAUUGUGGUGGAGGCAGGAGACGUCGGCUACCCAGCAUCACCUGAAGAACUGGAAGGUGAUGCUGUGGGUGGUGGCUUCAUUGCUGACUCUGGUGGAAGAUGUAUUUUCUAAGGAGGACAACAAAGAUGCUCGGUCAGACCUCCAACAGUCCUCCUGGCCUCCUGCAGAGCAUCUGGAACAGGACAGCAGUGUCCACUCACCCUGGCCUCAGGCAUUUGAGGAGUGGUUACUGAUGCAGAAGGAGGAAAUCCAGCAGGGCAGAUGGCAGCGCUCCCCUCGUGACCCAAACUUACCCAGAACAUCAAGGAGGACCCACAAGAAGGCCAAGAGCAGCCGUGACUGCCAUCUGGAGAAGAAGGAGAUGCGGGUUCGGGAUCUUGGCCUCGGCUAUGACUCAGACGAGAUAGUCCUCUUUAGGUACUGUGUUGGUACAUGUUAUAGUUCUCGGAAGAACUAUGAUGUGGCCCUCAAGGCUCUGAUGAACAACGGGAGAAUCUCCAGCAAGAAAGUCAUCAGUCAGCCCUGCUGUCGACCCACCCGCUAUGAGACUGUGUCCUUCAUGGACGCUCAGACUACCUGGCAGACAAUUAAGUGGCUCUCAGCAGCCAACUGCAGCUGUGUGGGCUGAUUGCAAGGAAGAGAGUCUAUCUGCAGAACACAUACACGGAUAAGCUCUUAUGCGAAGAGCAGGAUGCUCUCUGUAGGAAGGGACUUAAUCCAGGUUCAUGUGGUCUCAGGCAGGGGCCUGGGAUGUGAUCCACAGUGCAAUGGCCAAGUGUUCACUCCACUCAUAGCUGGGCUGUUGGUAGUGGAGCUUUAGAUAGCGUUGGAGGCUGAUGACGGGUCAUCUGGAUGUCUGCCCCCAGUCAGGGGCAGAAGAGGGUUUCAUUAUUAGCCACCAGCAAUAAGCAGAGUGGAGCAAACUAGCAGUUUAUCCAGUCCAUGGUGGUUUAGACUCUGUGCCCUUCAUUCAGCCUAUUUAAUUCAGGCGAUGCAGUGCUCUGUAGCAGUAACGUUGGAGGUCCUCCACCCUUUGGCAACAGAAGCCCUGAGUUGUCGAUUACAUUCGUAAAUGUGCAGCUCAGUUAUCUCACCAAAGUUCAUUACGGUUAAUUGUUACCUUCUGUUUCAUUUUUGAGUUGGAGGUGAUGAUUUCAACAGUAAAUGAUUCAGCAGUUUAGCUGAUGUGUUUACUGUUCCUCAAGUAGAUGCCAGUAUUACGAAAGGCAAACUGUAUCUGACUGAAACAUACAGACUCCAGUAGGUAUGAAGGGUAACUUAAUUUGUGUUCAAAUAUUGUUAUUUUUGGCCAGUUAAUAAACCAAAUUGGCCUUAUUAUUACGUAUCCUAAGAAUUUUAAGGAAUCUUAAAUUUACCCAAAGUCUAAAAAUCAAAAUCCAAAGUUCAAAAUAUUUUGACACGAAUUACCUUGCAUAUUUAUUUUGAAGGUACUAUUUCCUAAUUUAGGCUCACGUAUAAAUGCUUCAAGGAAAGCAAAAUGUAGAUUAGUAGGUAUGAAUGACUUGGUGCUUACACAUUUGUCAUGUUUACCCUUUAUACUGUAUGCUGAACAACAAACUAAACUUUAAAUCAUUUGUAAUACGGACUUUCUCCUCAAUUAAUAACAGCCUUGUCACUCAGAAUGUUUCAGCAAAAUGAAAUCCCUUUUGUCUGAACUACUGCUUAAGUCAUGAAAGAUCUAUUUUUUUUCUUCUUGUGUGUUAUAUCACUGCAAUACAACAAUCAACAGCCCAACCUAAAAUAUAAAUGCAGUUUUAGAAGUUGCACACAUUGGCAUACAAGCAUAGUGAUACAUUACAUCACUGACAUUAUCUUAAAGCAAGAAUUUCUUCAGGACCCAGUAAUCACAAUAUUUAAAAAAAAAGAUCAUGUGGGUAUAAUGAGACUAUUUUUUGUUCAUUUAAACACUACUCACUUACUGUA